AUGCUUCUAAAUGAAGAUUUGAUUGUUUGGCUGAUAUUAUUAUUCUCAUGGACUGAAUACAUAUGGGAAUUGUAUCUUUCCUUACGGCAGUUGAACAUCUACAAAACAAAUAAUACUAUACCUGAUGAUUUAAAUGAAAUGCUCACAGAAGAAUCCUUCAAAAAGGCUCGUCUUUAUGGAAUAGAUAAAUCCAAGUUCAAAAUAGUGAAGGACUUUUACAGCAUAGCACUAAUAUCCAUUAUAUUGUAUAAUCGAUGGAUAUAUGUGGCUUGGCACAAAUCGGAACAUUUUGCAGAAUUUUUCAAUAUAUCACCUGAUCAAGAAAUAUUAAUUAGUUGCAUAUUUAUGUCUUAUGUAACUUUAUUUAAUUUUAUUGUUAAUAUGCCUUUCACAAUUUAUGGAACAUUUGUGUUGGAGCAAAAUCAUGGAUUCAAUAAACAAACCGUUGGCUUUUUUAUAAAAGAUCAAUUGAAGUCACUAGUGCUAAGUCUUGUAAUUGUUUUGCCAAUAAUUUCCGUGUCAAUUUAUAUCAUUAUGUUGGGUGGAAAUAUGUUUGUUGUUUGGCUAUGGUUAUUUACAACAGUGGCUACAUUAAUACUUUUAACACUUUACCCAACAGUUAUUGCACCAUUAUUUGAUAAAUUUGUUACUUUACCUGAUGGUCCACUCAGAAAAGGUAUUGAGGAUUUGGCUUCAAAACUCCACUUCCCACUUUCUCAAGUAUAUAUUGUAGAAGGUUCAAAGAGGUCAGCACAUAGCAAUGCAUACUUUAGUGGACUUUUUGGUGCAAAAAGGAUAGUUUUAUUUGAUACUCUGGUAGAAAAGCAUGAUGAACAGAAAAAAGUAACAACAGGAUGUACAGAUAAUGAAAUAUUAGGCAUUUUAGCUCAUGAACUUGGACAUUGGAGUUGUAGUCAUAUUUACAAGUCAAUUGCUCUCACGGAAGUCAAUUUAUUAUUAUUAUUUACAGCAUUUGGCUUACUUUUCAAAUACUCAAUGUUAUAUACAGCUCUUGGUUUCCCCGCAGGGCAAGAGCCUGUGAUCAUAGGUCUAAUAGUAGUCUUACAGAUGAUUCUUGCUCCAUAUAAUUCUUUAUUAUCAUUCUUUGCUACGGCACUUUCAAGAAAAUUUGAGUUUGAAGCUGAUAAUUUUGCAGUUUCUUUAAACUAUCCAAAUGAACUGAGAUCUGCAUUAAUUAAGCUAGGUAAAGACAAUCUAGACUAUCCUAUUUAUGAUAAACUGUAUUCAGCAUGGUACCAUUCACAUCCUACUUUGUUACAUAGAAUUGAAAAUAUUAAAAACAAAAUUGCCAAUGAGAAAAAUGACUAG
Molecule: messenger RNA, 1329 nt
Organism: Parnassius mnemosyne (clouded apollo)
Lineage: Eukaryota; Metazoa; Arthropoda; Insecta; Lepidoptera; Papilionidae
Source: the annotation of a GenBank genome assembly